Molecule: messenger RNA, 441 nt
Organism: Rhizoctonia solani
Lineage: Eukaryota; Fungi; Basidiomycota; Agaricomycetes; Cantharellales; Ceratobasidiaceae
Product: small nuclear ribonucleoprotein Sm D2
Exons: 6
Coding region: 1-441 (146 amino acids)
Biological process (GO): spliceosomal snRNP assembly; RNA splicing
Cellular component (GO): catalytic step 2 spliceosome; U5 snRNP; precatalytic spliceosome
Molecular function (GO): RNA binding
Source: RefSeq, a predicted model, not a curated record
AUGGAUGACGCCUCCUUUAGCACUAGUCUGGCGCUUGGAGGCGAGAGUUCGAAUUCGAGGCGCGUUCCACAUGCGAAGGGACCCCUGACACCCUUAGCACUCUCGACUUUGACCUCCACUUGCCCAAAAUCAACACAAAAUGAGGCACCGGAGAUUCGUCAAUUAGAGGAGCACGAAAUUAGCCAAGGACCGUUGUCGGUGUUGCAGCAGUCGGUACGCAACCACACCCAGGUUUUGAUUUCUCUUCGAAACAACAAGAAACUUCUUGCUCGAGUAAAAGCAUUUGAUAGGCACAGUAAUAUGGUUCUAGAAAAUGUUAAAGAGAUGUGGACUGAGACUCAAAAGGGUAAGAAUGGAAAAACGGUCAACAAAGACCGGUUCAUUAGCAAGAUGUUCCUUCGUGGAGAUUCGGUCAUUCUUAUUUUGAGGAACACUGCCUGA